UUUUCCUCCUCCUCUCCAGUCACGGCCUUCAUCGGUUCUUCUCCUGUCGAGGGAUAGCGCUGGCUGUGGAGACAUUUUGGAGGCGGGGCCACAGGGAGAUCACAGUGUUUGUCCCCCAGUGGCGUCAGAAGAGGGACCGACUCACAACAGAGCAACACUUUCUAAACCAGCUAGAAGACCUGCGACUGCUCUCCUUCACUCCCUCCAGAGAGGUGUGUGGCCAGAGGAUAUCCUCACAUGACGACAGGUUCCUGCUCCACCUAGCAGAAAAAACAGACGGGAUCAUCGUAACCAAUGACAACCUGAGGGACUUUGUCGACACCUCGGACACCUGGCGCAAGAUCAUUCAAGAGAGGUUGCUUCAGUUUACUUUUGUGGAGGACCACUUCAUGAUCCCUGAUGACCCUCUGGGGAGAAACGGACCGCAUCUAGACUUCUUCCUGCGUAAAGACAACAGGAGGGCCCCGCCCACUCCUCCCCCUAUGAGACCCCCAUGCUUCCGGCCGUCGUCCCAGCAGCAGCUGCCGCUCUACGUCCAGGCCCUCCACUCGGCUCCUCGGACCCCCGCCUCCACGCCGCUACCCCCUUCCUCUCUGACGCCCCACCAGACGCACUGGCCCCACUCCGGCCCACCCGAGUGGCUCCCGCCCCCGCCCCGCCGUUCCCCGUCGCCCUCCCCGCCUCCCCAGCGGUCGCCAGUGGAGACAUCGGUGCUGAAGAGACAGCUUUACGACAUCUUCCCUGACCAUAAGCAACGCAUCGACCGCAUACUCAGCGACAACCCGUACAUGAGAGACUUAAACGCCCUGUCGGGGCUGCUGCUGGGAUAAAAAGACACACACUGAACAUAUGAACACAUGUACAAGAAUAUACGUGUCGGCAUAAAACAAUUAUUUAUUUUACCAAUUAUCCCAGCUUGGAGUGCACAGAAAAGUUGUAUUUAAUAACGUUUUUUUAAGACUGAUCAUCAAACUAGCUGCUAUCGGCAAAACAGAUAUUUUUUGAAUAUUUUUCUCUCCCACCUCUUCGCUCUCAAAUUGAUCACUGACACAAUCACUGGUGUCUACAGAACCAAUUAAAAAAGUGUCAAGCAGCAAAGUCUAUAUUGUUCCGAUGGUAAUAAUUCAUUGCAGAUCCUUGACAACAGUCCUGAGGUUCCCUAAAGUUUGGGAACAUCAGCAGGAAAAAACCACUUUGGACCAACAACUCAGUACACGAUGGGUUUCCUCUCCAGAACCCUGUUUACCACCAGACUCUCAACACCUUUCUAAAUAUACCAGCCCUGAGCAUUUUAUUAUACAAUUUGGGACAGGUUUGCAUGUGUUUUAUAUUUUCAACAUAUUAGUUAUAGACUUGUUAUUUUCUUUAACAGUGAACUCACUAUUAGGCAGUACCAGGGUAUUAAAAUCUGUCAGGGAGCCGUUUCAGCUGUUUAGAUGGAUUUUCCACCAUUUCCUUUUGCAGUGCACUUUCAGGAAGCUCUAUGAGAUCAUAACAUAACUGUAAGUGACAGUUAAUGUCCGACAUAAAUCCCCAAAAGGAUAGUAGACACAACGUUUUUUGCCGCUAACCAUAUACAAAAAAAACACCUUUUUAGGCAUGUAUUUUGAUUGUAUAACGAUGGGCAGUGAUGAAAAUGUGAGGUUCUCAUCUCAGAUCUAAAUCUAGACAGACUUUAAUACUCAAAAAAUUAUUCCUAAAAUGUCAAAACAACUGAAGAUUAAAUAGUGUAUAAAGAAUCAUUAUUUUCAGGUCAGCAAUUUAGUGUUUUGUGAUUGUUCUAAUUUAUUAUUAUUUACUUUAGAACCUCAAUGUUGGACAGAAAUUGGCUCAAUAAUCCAAAGAAAAUAUGACAUAACCACCAUCUCCAUGUUCUUGGUGUUGAUUUGCAAACCUGCUGUUUAUAAGAGACCUCCGGGGCUGAAACUGAAUUUGCUGCUCUGAUAAACUGUGAUGGAGCUGGGCAGUUGAACUUUUGUUAAACAUGUUUGAAGCAUUACUUGUUCAAGUUUGAGACUGUUAACAGUUCUCAGGAAGAUUCUGUCACUGUUCUACAUCUGUAUUUUGUUCCAAGAUGCUUACUGAUUCCUCCGCCUCAGACUUUAGGAAAUACAUGUCAGUCCAUUACACUACAACAGCUUAGAUCAUCCUAUGUUAAUUCAGUUAAAUGACCAACUUUAAUUAGACAUCAUACACCAUGAGUUUGCUUAGCAGAAGAAAAUCUCCAAA
This is a messenger RNA of Notothenia coriiceps (black rockcod), 2229 nucleotides long. RefSeq names its product NEDD4-binding protein 1-like. The transcript has 5 exons. The coding region runs from base 390 to 830 and encodes 146 amino acids. Gene Ontology annotation, cellular component: nucleus; PML body. The record is from RefSeq and is a predicted model, not a curated record. Gene Ontology annotation, biological process: negative regulation of protein ubiquitination; negative regulation of proteasomal ubiquitin-dependent protein catabolic process. NCBI's taxonomy places the organism in Eukaryota, Metazoa, Chordata, Actinopteri, Perciformes, Nototheniidae.